AUGACCCAGCAACAACACCAAGGCCUCUUUGCCUCCCAGCCCCAGGCCCAAGGCCAGUUCCCCCACCUCGCGCGCCCCUUGUUCGCAUCCACAAACUCCACCCCUUCCCCCUCUGCGUUUUCCAAACCCCUGCAGACUCACCAACACCAGGCGUACACCGCUCCCUCUUCCCCUGCUUUUGCCCCGCGCCCCCAACCGCAACCGCAGAGCGCGUCGAGCAGCAGACUCAGACCGAAAGCGCUGAAAAAGUCGUCGUCGUCGACGGGCAAGCACCGUAACGUGCAAACGUCGCUCGAAGUCAAGGUCGAAAAGGCAAAAGGGUUCCAAGCCUUCUUUGUGCCGCUCUGCAAAGGCGGCGUGCCCCCAGCGCCGCCCUGCAGCCCUGUCCUGGGACACCGCGAGACGCAGCGGGGUGUCAGCGAGGAGACGGAGAGUGCUGGGUCGCCAGACUACUUUGGGGCGUGGACGCGAGACGGGGGGAAGGAGAGAGAAGAAUGGGUGGAAGACGUGGAAGGGAUGGACGUGGACCGAUACUGA
This is a messenger RNA of Cryptococcus wingfieldii CBS 7118, 537 nucleotides long. RefSeq lists its product as hypothetical. The coding region runs from base 1 to 537 and encodes 178 amino acids. NCBI's taxonomy places the organism in Eukaryota, Fungi, Basidiomycota, Tremellomycetes, Tremellales, Cryptococcaceae. The record is from RefSeq and is a predicted model, not a curated record. The transcript has a single exon.